AAGCAGCAAACAGGUACUUCUCUCUCAACACUGACAGCAACAGUUUAACAACUCUGAACACCUUGGACCUCAGUUCCCAAAAGCACAGUUUCCUGGUCUGAAUGCUGUUUUAUCCUGAUAUUCUCCAGAAGAACCGGCUUCAAAUAAAAUCUUUUGAGACUCUCUUCUGAAUCAGAAGGAAGCCUGGAAAACUUAAAAUAUCAACCACAUUUUACAAAUUAGUGUAAGGGCAAUCCAAAACCUAAUAAUUGAAACAAAAAGAUGAGCCUCCUCAAAGAACGUAAGCCAAAAAAACCUCAUUAUAUCCCAAGGCCUCCAGGAAAACCAUUCAAGUACAAGUGCUUUCAAUGCCCCUUUACCUGCAAUGAGAAAUCACAUCUUUUCAACCACAUGAAGUAUGGGCUCUGCAAAAACUCAAUUACUUUAGUAUCUGAGCAGGAUCGUGUUAUCAAGUGUUCAAAGUCAAAUUCCUUGGAGCCUAAACAGAUCAAUCAGGCAGAACCUGCAGCCAAACCAACUUCCUCUAAACCCCUCUCAAAUCUCGACUCUAAACCUCAGUAUAUUUUUGCCAAAGACGAUGCCAAGGAAAACAUGGAGGUUCAAAACCAAGCAACAGGUAAAGUGGUAAAUGGGCAAACACCAUCAAUUCAGAAGGAAACUCUUGUGGGUCAUGAAGAAGAAAAUACAGCCAACACACAGACAGGUCUUGAAGGCAUUGUAAGACCUUCUGCUUUUGUUCCUGUAGGAGAGCGUCGUCACAGUAAAGACAGCAAUGAUAUGUCUCAGUUGACAUCUCUUUCAGAUUCAAACAAAGGCUCUUCUUUCCAUACCAAGUCAGCAUUUCAUGCUCCAAACAACCCAUGGAAAACCGGUUCCACGCUUAUUUCACCAGAUUUUACUCAUAAAAUUCCAUCUGCAAAAGGCUUUACUUCCAUUCCAUCUUAUAUGCAGCCUAUAAUUCCUGAAUAUUCACCUUCAUUAUAUGAGCAUGGACUGGCUAUCUAUGCACCUUACUUCCUUCCAGGAAACUCUGAGUGUGAAAGUUCAGUGCUCUCUGUCUACAGCUCUCAAGAUCAGAGACAUUUUCUUCCUCACCCUGGACCACUUCCUAAACCAAUAAAUCCAGCAACUUAUGAACACUACCGUUUAUUCCAGCAGUAUCACCCUAAUCCUCCAGUACCAUAUGGAUUCUGUAGACCAACAGAAUCAGCAUUUUACAGGCUACCACACAUUACAAGUCUUAACAGGGACUCCAGUUCUCAUUUAAUGGAAGACACAACCCUGCUGUAUCCAGCUUCCUCAAGUCCUGCCAGGUUACAUUCAUUGAAUUCUCAUAAAAAAACAGCUGAUUCUGAAAAAGAAAGCUCUAUGCUGCAUGCCAAAAAUCAUUCCAAAGAGGACCAAAAUGAGAGAGAGAAUGCCAAAAUGAGCCCUCGUGCUGGAAGUGCAGCAACAGGGUCCCCAGGCAGACCCAGCCCAACAAACUUCACUCAGACAAGCCAUGGUUGUGAAGGUCUAUUUGACCUUUCUAGCAGGUCAUCAUCUAUUAAUAUUAACAAAUAUGAUCAAUCUGAAGAAAGUUGUACAGCAUUCAGACCUGUGAGGAAAAGUACAGACCAAUCUACUCUUCCCCUGACAAAGGAAGACAGAGGAAACUCACCCAGGAGUAGUGAUGUCACUAGUGAAAAUGAAACUAUACCGCAUGCAAGCGACGGUAAUGAGGAGCCUCUAUCCAAUUCCGACGACGACACAGGGAUAGUGCCACUUAAUCUUUCCAAGAAGCCAGAUGCAAACAUUGUUCAUGAACAUAUGUACAAAAACGCUCUUCAGGUAGAAAACCAGAACUUUAUGGAGCUUCAGGAAAUGCCUCUCAAUCUCUCUGUAAAAGACAACUGUAGCAUAAAAUUAUCCUUCCAGAGGCCAUCAUAUGAAGCUGAAGAUAGUGAACCUCAAAAAACUGAAAAUGAACAUUUAGGAACAGAGGCAUGCAACCUUAAGGAUCAUACGGGCAGGGGUUCUUCUGAUAAGGCCCUUACCAUGAUGCAGAUGAAAGAAGCUCAGGAACUCAGGACCAUUGACAACUGCGAUGAACAAAAACAAACUGCAGCUGUUGCUCUUUGUCAGUUAGCUGCCUAUAGUCCUAGUAAAGUCCAACUAGAAAGUGCACAGAAAAGUAAUCAGGACAGCAAUUCUCAGUAUACAGAGUCUGCUCCUGAACAAUCAGAUACUCAGGACAAUCACGCCAGUCAAAAAGGAAAAGGACAAAAAAGGACCAAUCAAAGAGAAGUGGCAAAACUGCAACAAGGAACAAAACGAGUACGAACAAAUGACUGCAGUCGAGUGUUUACUCUGAGAAAGAGAACCAGAGUAUCAUAAUAUUUCCCUCUGUAAUCCACUACCAGCUACAUACAAGAACAGUUGCCAAGUACGCUAUCCACCAGGAAGCUAAGACAAGCUUUUCAGUACCAAUUCCUAUUUUUUCCAAUCUGGCAGACUUAUUGGAUCCAUUCAGGUUACAACAUGUAAAUAUAAACUGUUCUUAAUUUUGUAUUUAUGUUUGAAAGUACCCCAACUAUCUUCUGACUAUAACCUGAUUUUUUGAGUGAACGUUUAAAUGUAAACUGAAGCUAAUGAUGUGUUUCUUAAGUGCACUAUGGUGGAAUGACUUUACAUCCACUUUUAUUACCAGAGGUGUAACCUAUUAAAGUAAGAAUAUCUUAUUCAUGACAUUGGGAGUGCCAUACCAUGUCUGUGACUCAUUUUGUUUUCAAGUAUGUUUUAGUUUAGUUUUUGUUAUUGAAUUUUUUGUUGAUUCUUCUGCAAUUUAACUAAUUGUAAAAAUUUCCAUUGCUUUUUAAAGCUUAGCAAUUGUUGAAUUCUGAAUGAGAAUACACUUUGAUAACUGAACUUGGGGUAGUUACAAUAAUCUUUGCUAACAUAUAGAUUUGCACUGGUUUUAUUCAAAAUCAAAUGGCACAAUGCAAACAUGGCAUAAAUUAAUCAAAAUCUAAACUGAGGUUGGUUUAACACUCCCUUUCUUAACAUCUGUGCUGUCAUGUCUUUUUUGUAAUUCCACUGCAAAUCCCAGUUAAUGUAAUGCAUAGAAAUGUGUGAAGCUACACUGUCAUUGUACUGGUACACUACAUAUUAAAAAUCGUUUGCCAGCUCACCAAUAUUUCACAGUGGUAGGAUUCUACUGACAUGACAGCAUUGCAACUGAACUGUCAUCUCAGUGUGGCCACACAGUCUUUGCAAAUCUUUAACAAAAGAAUUAUUUAAACCACACCUUAAAUUAAACUAAUUCAAAUCUCAAGGUUGGGAUUUUUCAAGAGAGUUUUAAAUGACAGAGGUGGAGUGAUGCUCCCACGCAAAUGCUUUCAUGCUUCCUAGACUACAUCUUUAGACAUCAAGCACCUGGUGAACAUGCGUCUGAGGAAAUAUUUAUUUUAGUUCAUAUUAAAAAGAACACUGCUGGUGAAGGUGUUAUUUCUGUACUUUGCAUCCAUACUAAUUUGUAAGCAUUAAAAUAAUGGCAUGCUAAACUUGGGGGAGGAUGUUUUGAGAACCUGGUGAAAGUCAUUUUCUAUUUUAUGAGUUAUUAGUCUGACAGCUUUUUCUAAUUUUGCAGUAAAAUGCUAUGUAUUAUACUGGCAAAAUAAUUAUUAUGGCACAAAUAAAAGUGUUUAUAUUG
This is a messenger RNA of Rhineura floridana, 3691 nucleotides long. RefSeq names its product zinc finger protein 750 (gene ZNF750). Bases 262 to 2376 code for a protein of 704 amino acids. Gene Ontology annotation, biological process: epidermis development; positive regulation of transcription by RNA polymerase II. Gene Ontology annotation, molecular function: promoter-specific chromatin binding; RNA polymerase II cis-regulatory region sequence-specific DNA binding; DNA-binding transcription activator activity, RNA polymerase II-specific. Gene Ontology annotation, cellular component: nucleus. The record is from RefSeq and is a predicted model, not a curated record. NCBI's taxonomy places the organism in Eukaryota, Metazoa, Chordata, Lepidosauria, Squamata, Rhineuridae. The transcript is spliced from 3 exons.